Messenger RNA from Suillus subalutaceus, 1198 nucleotides. RefSeq lists its product as uncharacterized. The record is from RefSeq and is a predicted model, not a curated record. Bases 448 to 771 code for a protein of 107 amino acids. The transcript has 2 exons. NCBI's taxonomy places the organism in Eukaryota, Fungi, Basidiomycota, Agaricomycetes, Boletales, Suillaceae.
AAGUAAUAUGCAAGCCAAGCGGCUGUUUAAGCAGUGCGUGUCGAUGCGAAGCGCAUUCAACAACCAACGUUUCCUUCAACUUUUCCAAGGCUGAUUCUCGACGCUCUCUCGAACGUGGCUGGGCGGUAAGUCUGACUUACUUACUUAUCGACUUAAGUCUCUAAUCCACCCCAAUCAUACUUGCCCAAGUGGCUGCAGCUAUGAGACAUACUACGACUUGCGACGAGGCCAACGGUUCAACGUCACUAGGCCAGGCUGCAGUGGGGGGUACAAGGCUCAACUGGUGGAACGAGAGAAGUCUCCUACGAAAUUAACUGCUGUGGAUUUUCAUUUACGCGCCAUUCUUCCUCGUCGGGUCAGUCAUGAGGUCAUUUUUGUUGAAUUUCUAUUGCUCUAUGAUUUUUCCUGUUUCCCUCCGUGUGUUUACGAUCAUCUCUUAUCCCGGACAUGCUGAAUCUUCCAUCGUCUUAUUUCUGGAUUUUUAUACUUAUUAUUCACCUGUUGUAUCACUGGCCAUCGACCCCGGGCCGAUACCGGGACUGUUUAGAAAUCGCUCCAGCCCCAGCCUCCUACGUCCCGCAUGAUUUUGGGUACGUGGAAGGAGAAAAGGUAGAGAAAGACUUGGACACGUCAUCGAAGCUUGUCGCUGUCCUUGCAUUGACAGACAUGAAGAAAGUGAGCGCUUUGCCUACAUACACAAGAGAUGGUUCAAGACAAAGGUCCAUGAUGUCGCAUUAUCAAUCCAGCAUCAAUUGGAACGCCUUCCUUUAGGCGCUCUACAUGAGGUUUGCCUGAAGAUGUGGAAUCCCUGUUUCCACAACGGUUGCAUCGUGUAAAGAGAGACGGACUAAGACAUGUCGAUUUUUAGUCUCCCCUAAUCAGACCAUAUGGAAGGAAGACAGUCGUUCAGUCGACUUUUGGUGGUGGAAGAGUCGGAAUCGAGUUAGGGAACUAGGCUGGUGUGAGUCAAAUUUACGUCAAUUUACCUUCUACUCUAUCAUCCUAUAGCUCGUUACACUUCUUUGCACGUCAGCCUUCAUCACAUCUUAUCGUCCCAUCGUCAUUCACAUGUUCACACUAAUUUCACGUCAAACCGAGAUUCCCCCUCCGAGUCUAGUUCUCAUGGAAACUUAUGAUCCAUGCGUUAAGAAGUGUUGCAGAUUGAAUUUGCACCUUGCCUUGACGAUCUGGAUCACGA